Messenger RNA from Populus nigra (black poplar), 4201 nucleotides. Its product is annotated as protein phosphatase 2C 32-like. The transcript has 4 exons. The record is from RefSeq and is a predicted model, not a curated record. Lineage: Eukaryota; Viridiplantae; Streptophyta; Magnoliopsida; Malpighiales; Salicaceae. Gene Ontology annotation, biological process: protein dephosphorylation. Gene Ontology annotation, molecular function: protein serine/threonine phosphatase activity. The coding region runs from base 1156 to 3885 and encodes 909 amino acids.
UAGAAAAAAACCACCAAUACAAUAUAAUUUUUGGUAAACCGAAGUCAAAAUUAAGAAUUGAAUCCCCACUUACCCCAUCAUCUAAUCUUGUUGAUGAGCAUGAUGAUGAUGAUGGGCAGUGCCACCACCAAUCAUUUACCAGAAAAACUAAACGAGAAGAAGAAGAAGAAGAAAAACACAGUCACCAAAGAAAACCAAAUCCAAUUUGCAACGCAGCAGCAGCAGUCUCAACUUUUCAACUCAGCUGAAGAAACUUUUUAUUCAAUUGUUUUUUUGCCCCAGCUUAUUUAGUUUUUCUGGUUUUUUUUUACCCUCCCAAACCAUUUGAAAACCCCAAGAAAGAGAGACGUCUCCUUGAUGAACUCAAAAACUUUGAUUCCUCAUCAUCACACCAAAUCCCAGAUUUUUACUUAUAUUUUUAAUUAACACUCACUCACUAAUAAAACAACAACAAAUACCCACAUUUCCUCUCUUCUCCAAAAUCUUCACCAAUAAGUCUAAAACCUGGCUCUCUCUCUCUUUUUUUCUUUUUCUGGGUUGCUUAUUUCUUAACACCUGUGUUUGUUUUGCAUGACUGAAUCAUGAGGGAUAAAAUGAAACUGGGUUCUUGGCUUUUCAUUUGGGGACUAUGUCAGAUUCCAUUUAUUGCAAGAAAAGAAAAGAAAAAUCUAGUCUAGUGCCGAAUGGGUUUUGCAUCUGAUGUAUUCCAUAUGCCGUCUCUCUCCCUCUCCCUCUCCCUCUGUUAUUUUAAGACAUCUCUCUUAGAUCUGUUUGCUGCUGUAAUUGAUCCACCACUUUAUUCAUGCUCCUCUACUUCUUCCUUCCAAGGUUAGAUCAUCACAUUUCAAGCUUCAUAUCUGUUUAUUUAUAUGAUUUUCUUGAUGUUUGAAUUCAGCUCGUUGUUUAUACUGGUGGGGUUCAUGGUCUAGUUUAAAUAUUAAUGGUUUGCUAUACACAAGGGGUUCUGGGGUUUUAUUGCUUCUGGAGUAUGAGAAUUUGAUGAUGUGUAGAUACUUGAAGAGUUAUAAGGUGGUUGGGAGGUUUCAUGGGUUUUGUUUAAGUUGCUUUAUGUUGUAUGCGCUUAUGGUGCGAAGUGAGACAAGCCCUCCAUAUAAGAGGUCCUGUAAGCCUUUUCUGUGAGGUCUUUAUUGCAAAAUGGGUAACGGCACUUCUCGUGUCGUGGGUUGUUUUGCCCUUAAUGGUAAGAAUGGUGUUGAUUUAGAGUUUUUAGAGCCACUGGAUGAAGGAUUAGGCCAUUCAUUUUGCUAUGUUAGGCCGCCUAUUUUUGACUCUCCUGCCAUUACCCCCUCAAACUCUGAGAGGUUUACAGUUGAUUCUAGCACUCUAGAUUCUGAAACAUUAAGUGGGUCGUUUAGACAUGAUAUGAUAGAUGAUCCCUCAGGUUUGCAUAGACCAAACAAGACUUUCCCUGAAACUACAUUUAAAACAAUAUCGGGGGCAUCAGUUAGUGCCAAUGUUUCGACUGCUAGGAGCGGUAACCAGAGUGCACUGUUUGCUAGUGAAGUGCAAGAGCCUGCUGCUUCAUUUGAGAGCACAUCAUCGUUUGCUGCAAUUCCUUUGCAGCCAGUGCCUCGUGGCUCUGGACCUUUGAAUGGCUUUAUGUCUGGUCCUCUUGAGAGAGGUUUUGCCUCUGGUCCUUUAGAUAAGGGGGGUGGCUUUAUGUCUGGACCAAUUGAGAAGGGGGUAAUGUCUGGUCCUCUUGAUGUCACUGACAAAUCCAACUUCUCUGCUCCACUUGCACGUGGUCGUCGGAGACCCCACUUCCAGCGUUUAGUGAGGAGUGUGAGUGGACCUAUGAAAAGCACUCUAUCACGAACAUUCUCACGACAUUCGAUGGGCUCAGGUUGGAUGCAGAGGGUUAUUUUGCACCCUGUGACCCAAUUGGCCUGGCAAGGUAGGGAGCCAAAGUUUCGGACAGAAGCCUCAAGGAAUUGCCUUGAAUCAGGGCCAUCAGAGGGCGAGUAUGUGAACAUUCGCAACUUGCAAUGGGCUCAUGGCAAGGCUGGGGAAGAUAGGGUUCAUGUUGUGCUUUGUGAUGAGCAAGGAUGGUUGUUUAUUGGGAUAUAUGAUGGCUUUAGUGGUCCAGAUGCGCCAGAUUUUCUGAUGAGCCAUCUCUAUAGAGCUAUAGAUAGGGAGUUAGAAGGACUGCUGUGGGAUUAUGAACAUAAAUCUUCCAAUGAUCCUAUAAAACCUGAACUGUCGAGGAGUAGAAUUGCUGUGGCUGGUUCAGGGUGCAGCAAGGAAGGGCAGCCAAACUCGAGUCAAGUAACUUCUUGCAGUUUAAACAAAUUGUGUAAUCCUGGAGAUGUCAGGGGUCAAUCUUCUAAUUGUGAGAUAGUGGAGGAAAGUGAUGUCCGGGGCAGUCGGCAACAAACAUCUAAUUGUGAAACACAUAGCAGCUCAGGCUCUGCUUCUGCCUCUAUUCCAACUGCCAACUUGGCUGGCAAAGGAAGGAAAAGCAUGCGACUUUAUGAGCUGCUGCAGAUGGAAUCAUGUGAAGGAUUAGGUUCUGCAUCAACCUCAGUGGUUAAAAACCAAAGAAGCAGAUCGUGGAAUUUUCAACCAAGCUCAGAAGCUUUGGGUUUCAAUCAAACUUUGCGAAAAGAACCGUCUAGAUCUUGCUCAUUGGAUAACUGCAAAGGAGAUGGUUUUAAUCAUCGGGGUGAAGAACCUACUACAUCAGGAGAAGAUGGAGGGAUUGGACUUGAAUCUGGUAACCAAGGAGGUGGAACUGAUCUUUCAGUUUCUGUUCAAAGACAGGGAACGAGAAAGUCUAUUAUCAGCUCAAAGAUCCGGAAAAUGUAUCGGAAGCAGAAGUCCUUGCGGAAGAAACUCUUUCCCUGGAGUUUUGAUUGGCAUAGAGAGGAGAUUUAUGCUGAUGAGCGAGUAGUGGAACCCUCUGGACCUAGUAGGAGAUGGAAAUCAGGAAUUGUCGAUCAUGAUGCAGUUUUGAGAGCAAUGACUCGGGCACUGCAACACACUGAAGAGGAAUAUAUGGAAAUGGUGGAAAAGGAUCUUGAUAAAAAUGCGGAGCUUGCUUUGAUGGGGUCAUGUGUUCUAGUGAUGCUAAUGAAGGAUCAAGAUGUGUAUGUCAUGAACCUUGGGGAUAGCCGUGCAAUAUUAGCACAAGAACGACCGAAUGAUCGUCAUCCUAAUCCAAAUUUGGUGAAGGAUGACAUGGGGUAUAAGAAUAGAUCCCGAGAGUCACUAGUACGUAUGGAGCUGGACAGAAUUUCAGAGGAGUCUCCAAUGCAUAAUCAAAACAAUCAGGUUAAUAUGAUUAACAAGAAUAGAGAGAUCUCCAUUUGCAGAUUAAAGAUGAGGGCAGUUCAGCUUUCCACUGAUCACAGCACAAGUAUUGAAGAGGAAGUGUUUAGAAUAAAGGCAGAACAUCCUGAUGACAACCAAGCAAUUUUAAAUGAUCGAGUGAAGGGACAAUUGAAAGUAACAAGGGCUUUCGGUGCUGGUUUUUUGAAGAAGCCAACUUGUAAUGAAGCUCUGCUAGAGAUUUUUCAGAUUGAUUAUGUGGGAAAUAAUCCCUAUGUGAGCUGCAUUCCUUCUGUAGUUCAUCACCGACUUUCAUCAAGUGAUCGAUUCUUAGUUCUCUCCUCUGAUGGACUUUACCAGUACUUCAGCAAUGAAGAGGUGGUUGCUCAUGUCACGUGGUUCAUGGAAAAUGCCCCUGGAGGUGAUCCUGCACAGUAUCUCAUUGCAGAACUUCUCUUCCGUGCUGCCAAAAAGAAUGGAAUGAAUUUUCAUGAAUUGCUUGAUAUUCCUCAUGGAGACAGACGUAAAUAUCAUGAUGAUGUCUCUGUUAUGGUGGUUUCUCUGGAGGGAGGAGGGAUUUGGAGAUCAGCUGGCUAGUUGUUUUCAGUUUACACAUAUUGCCUCAAUAGUGUAAUCAUUUUCAAGGGAGUGGUAAUCAUCGAUGCAAUUUAGAAUGACUUUCUCUGCAAUAUAAAUUUUUCAUCUUAUCAUUUCUAUUUCAAGUUGAGGAAUAGUUUAUGCGAGGGCAGAAGCUGAUCAGUCCAUGCUGCUAGAAUGUUGCGAUCAGAUGCCCCUUUAAGCUUCCAGUAUCUAAUUAUUUUGUAUGCCUCAUUCAUCGUUAAAGUCCUUAUGUUCUUACUUUUUUCUCCUUGGAAUGGUUUGUAAAAUUUUGAUGAAAGAUUUAUUUCCCGCA